AUGGGGACAACUGAAGUGGAAGCCGUGCCGCUGAAAACGCUGGAGUCGGUCCAUCUGAUCGAUCUGGUCCAUCUGGUCGACGCCGUCGCUGUGCCGCCGCCGCCGACUCGACUACUCGCCCUCGAACUCUCUCGUGCUGGAGACGGCGCGGCACGGGGCCGGACAGGCAGCGACGGGGCGAGGCACGAACGAAGCGGAAGGAGGAUGUUGAGACGUAAAGCGAUGGCGCGAGAAACGACGGAGCAAACCUGGGGGUCACACGAACCAAGCAAGGACAUCACAACUGAGGAAGGAAGGACAACUCUUGAAGCAAGUCCAAGAAUUCAGAAAUCUUCAUAA
Molecule: messenger RNA, 339 nt
Organism: Sporothrix schenckii 1099-18
Lineage: Eukaryota; Fungi; Ascomycota; Sordariomycetes; Ophiostomatales; Ophiostomataceae
Exons: 1
Coding region: 1-339 (112 amino acids)
Source: RefSeq, a predicted model, not a curated record